CUAAAGUAUUUAUUUUUUGAUUAAUAUCUUAAUUGUUUUUUGCAUGCAUUGCAGAGGAAGAUGCUGAUCAGAUGACUGAAAAGCCUCAUUAUGUGGAGUUGAAAAACUGCAUUUGUAAAGGGGAUUGGGAAGGCGUAAAGCGGUUUUUUGUUUUGCACAAUUAUCCACUAAAUACAUUAAUAAUAUCAGACGCUGGCUAUACUGCUCUUCAUGUUGCACUCAAGGUUGGGCAAGAUAAGAUCGCCGAGGAACUGUUAGAGAUGAUGUCGGAAGCAGAUCUGGAAACAAAGACAAUCCGGCAUGGUGGGACGGAUCUUUCCUUUGUUGCAAAACUGGGAAGAACACACUUGGCAAAAUGCAUAGUCCAAAAGAACAGCAGAUUACUUACCAUUGAAGAUAAAAGAGGCUAUAUUCCGGUUAGUCGCGCAUGUGCUGUAGGCCACAAGGAGAUGACAGAGUACCUUUAUUCUGUCACUCCACCUCAAGUCUUGCUAUCACAAAAUGGCAUUCACGGAUACCAUCUCAUCCGCUCGGGUAUUGCCAACAAAAUAUUAGGUACGUAAUUGUACAAUCAAACUUUUUUAUUUUAUGCAGUGUCUAAUUGUGUGUUAGGGAUCCAAAAUACAUGAGAGGAGUUAGU
Molecule: messenger RNA, 640 nt
Organism: Rubroshorea leprosula
Lineage: Eukaryota; Viridiplantae; Streptophyta; Magnoliopsida; Malvales; Dipterocarpaceae
Source: the annotation of a GenBank genome assembly